Elaeis guineensis (African oil palm) is the source of this 2678-nucleotide messenger RNA. The record is from RefSeq and is a predicted model, not a curated record. Lineage: Eukaryota; Viridiplantae; Streptophyta; Magnoliopsida; Arecales; Arecaceae.
CACUCUCCUCUCUCUCUCUCUCUCUCUCUCUCCCUCCCUCCUCUCUUUUUUAUCUUCUUACUCCACACUUAAAAGAGAGAUAAAGAGAACAGAGCUUAGUUGAUGUCCCAAGUCUUUCACGAGAUCCCAUUCUUUCCCAUCUAAUCUCAGUUGGGCUACUCUAAGAUGACACCAGAAGCCAAGAAAUCUCAAGAUCUGAGGCCAUCUUUAGCCUUCUUCUGAGCUUUUCUUUAACCUCUUUUCUAGUCUCUUUUUUGGUGCUCCGUUUUGCUCCCCUGGUUUUAUAGAUGGAAGGAGAAAAAUUGCUGAAGCAUCGGUGCAAGGUGUGCCGGAAGAGCUUCCCGUCCGGCCGAUCGCUGGGCGGACACAUGAGGUCCCACUUCCACACGGCAGUGGCCGGGAGCUCCGAGAACAACGCCGAGGAGAGGCCGCCGGCGAGCAUUAGAGGAGCCAGCUACGGACUGAGGGAGAAACCAAAGAAGACGUGGCGGAUGUCGGAUUAUACUAGCGAUGAUGGUGAGAAGCAGUGCCGGGAGUGUGGCAAGGUGUUCCCGUCCUGGAGAGCUCUGUUUGGGCACAUGAGGUGCCACUCUGAGAGGGUGUGCCGAACUUCGGAGGAGCAAGAAGAGCAGGAGGGUUCUUGGAGCAAUGGCGGGCGGUCGGAGAGCGAGGCUGCGGUGAUGGCAGUGCCGAGGAGGAGAAGAGGAUCGAGAAGGAUGGUGGCGGUGAUCACUGCAAGUUCUUCGUCGCUGUCGGAGUAUGAGAGGGAGGAGGAGGAUGGAGCUAUAAGCCUUAUGAUGCUGUCGAGGGAUGUCUGGUACUGUGGCGGCGGCGGCGGCAGCGGCCGUGGUGUUGGUGGUGGAAUUCAUUCGUUGACCGAGUCUUCUGAUAAGAAUUCUGCAGUCUUUGAGGAGAGGGGAAUUGAUGAAGGGGAUGGGGAUGUUGUUCCAAGAAAUGGGGGAUGUUGGAGGAAUGGGCUCAAGAGGGUGGAAUCUGAUGCUUCUGAUGAUUGGUUUGACAGGGAUAAUGAAUUCAAGAAGCCCAAGGUCUGUAAUUCUGAUGCUGAUGAGCUUCAGGACUCUGAUGAGGAAUCGAAGAAGGAUAGCUCGAAGAAGAAGGAUCUGAAUUCUGCUGCUGCUGAAUUGGGGUUGAAGCCCAGAUUUGAUGGAAGUGAAUUCAAAAUCGAGAAGCAAAGAUUUGAUGAUUCUGAUGCUAAAUUUGGUAUAGAUUCUAUUGAAAGAUCCAGGUCCGAUGCUUCCGAUGGUGGUCUCGAUAAGGCUGCCAAGAGGAGGAGCCAAUUCGAGUGCUCGACCUGCAACAAGACCUUCCACUCCUAUCAAGCUCUCGGCGGCCAUCGGGCAAGCCAUAAGAGGAUGAAGGGAUGCUAUGGCAGUGAGAACAGCUUGGAGACUGAUGCUUCUGUUGAUCUGCCAGCGGUCGAGGAGAUGGUCGACCAAGGUGAGGGCAUUGAAGCUGCCAAUGGAUUGUCGAAGAAGGCCAAGGGCCAUGAGUGUCUGCUCUGUGGCAAGGUUUUUUCUUCAGGCCAGGCAUUGGGGGGUCACAAGAGAGCUCACUUGGUCAUGAACACUGAUGACAGAGGCGAUGCUGCAUGCCGUCAGACCAUCAUGAUUCAGCAGCAGCCUCUGGAGAUGCCCGACUUGCUCGACCUUAACCUCCCGGCUCCGGUCGAUGAAGAGUUUAACAGUACCAAUGGGAAUGCUGAGAUGAAGUCAUGGUGGGCUGGAAGCAACGUCAAGCAUGAACCUCUGGUGGGUGUGAUCUCCAAUUGAUGGGGGAAGUUGGAGGAGUGUGCAGGUUCUUCAGACAGCUGAUGAGUUCCUGUUGCAUUCAUUCUUUCAGAUUCAGUGCUGAGGUAACAGCUCCAUUUGCUGCUUACUGUUCAGAUUCUAAGUAGACUUAAACCUUUAAGUUCCUUUUUCUCUCUCUCUCUCUCCAUUGGAUCUUAUAAUAAAUCUGUGUUACAAUGAUCGCAAUAGUAGAGCUGAUUGAAGUGCUUAUGGAGGCCAGUGCUUGGUAGCACUUAACAAUACUGAUUUGAUUAGUUUGAUACUCCAUCAGUAAAACUGCUUCUGAUGUAAACCGGACGGUUCUUUGUGUUGGUUCUUUUUUUUUUUGGGGGAAUGGAAAAUACUGAUUGGCUUUUGUCUAGAAGUUCAUCAGGAAAAUUGAACAUUUUUUCCCAGCUCUCCUUGCAUUUUAUCACUGUCACUGAGAAUGGCAGUCUGGAAUUUGUGGUGUGGUGUAUGGUAGACAUUAUUAUUGCAAUGUGGACAAAAAAUGCCAAGAUUUUUCAGGUCCUCCUGCAGUUGUUCUCAAUAGCUUCUUCUAUACAGCCUGUUUGUGGUGAAUAUAAUAUUUCUUUUGUAUGUGCUUUCCACCAUAUCUAUUUGAAGUAAGUGUACAGGAUUUCAAUCUUAGUAUCCCUUUUGGGCAAUUGCUUCGCCUGUUCUGUAGCGAAGGGAUGGAAUGAUCUGAUCAUCUGAGACUGACCUCAUACUCCGGUCCCGGAUGAGAAUUUAAUUCUUUGGGAAAAAGAUUGUAAUCUGAGUACCUUUUAUCUCUCAGUGUUAGUUCUGCAAUUAUUGGUUAUUUUUCUUGAUAAUAUCCCACUCUCAGCUGAAUAAAACCUUGUUCUCAUGAAUUGAGAGAAUUGAAUG